Molecule: messenger RNA, 6936 nt
Organism: Vidua macroura (Pin-tailed whydah)
Lineage: Eukaryota; Metazoa; Chordata; Aves; Passeriformes; Viduidae
Gene: SCN8A
Product: sodium voltage-gated channel alpha subunit 8
Exons: 27
Coding region: 142-6078 (1978 amino acids)
Biological process (GO): membrane depolarization during action potential; sodium ion transmembrane transport; neuronal action potential
Cellular component (GO): axon; plasma membrane; voltage-gated sodium channel complex
Molecular function (GO): protein binding; voltage-gated sodium channel activity
Source: RefSeq, a predicted model, not a curated record
CCGGCACCGGCACCGGCACCGGCACCGGCACCGGCACCGGGCCGUUGGGGCGGCGGGGACGGCGCGGGAGCGCGGACGGAGGAGCCGAGCUGACCUGCCCGGGCUGCAACACCUCGAAAGAAGCUGCUGCAGGAUGAAAAGAUGGCAGCGCGGCUGCUCGCACCACCAGGCCCCGAGAGUUUUAAACCCUUCACUCCGGAGUCCCUGGCCAACAUCGAGAAACACAUCGCGGAGCUGAAGAAGAAGCAGCGCUCCAAGCAGGACAGCAGCCACCGGGAUGACGACGAAGACAGCAAACCAAAACCAAACAGUGACCUUGAGGCGGGCAAGAAUUUGCCUUUCAUCUACGGGGACAUCCCUAAAGGGCUGGUUGCUGUGCCCCUGGAGGACUUUGACCCUUAUUAUAUGACCCAGAAAACCUUUGUAGUACUAAACAGAGGGAAAACACUCUUCCGAUUUAGUGCCACACCUGCCUUGUACAUUUUAAGUCCUUUUAAUCUGUUUAGAAGAAUAGCUAUUAAAAUUUUGAUACAUUCGGUGUUCAGCAUGAUCAUCAUGUGCACCAUCCUGACCAACUGCGUGUUCAUGACGUUCAGUAACCCGCCCGAGUGGUCCAAGAACGUGGAGUACACAUUCACCGGGAUUUAUACGUUUGAAUCACUCGUGAAAAUCAUUGCCAGAGGUUUCUGUAUAGAUGGCUUCACCUUCCUGAGGGACCCCUGGAACUGGCUGGAUUUCAGCGUCAUCAUGAUGGCAUAUGUCACAGAGUUUGUGGACCUUGGGAAUGUCUCAGCAUUGAGAACUUUCAGAGUUCUCCGAGCUUUGAAAACUAUCUCUGUAAUUCCAGGCUUGAAGACCAUCGUGGGUGCCCUGAUCCAGUCUGUGAAGAAGCUGUCGGAUGUGAUGAUCCUGACAGUUUUCUGUCUCAGUGUCUUUGCCCUCAUUGGGCUCCAGCUGUUCAUGGGCAAUUUAAGGAACAAAUGUGUGAUUUGGCCAAUUAAUGUGAACGAGACCUUCCUGGAUAAUGGCUCCAAGGGCUUCGACUGGGAGGAAUACACCAACAAUAUGUCAAAUUUUUACAUCAUUCCUGGUGCCCCCGACCCUUUGCUCUGUGGUAACAGCUCCGAUGCAGGCCAAUGUCCAGAGGGAUACACGUGCAUGAAGGCAGGACGGAACCCCAACUACGGCUACACGAGCUUUGACACCUUCAGCUGGGCUUUCCUGGCUUUAUUUCGCCUUAUGACUCAGGACUUUUGGGAAAACUUGUAUCAAUUAACUUUACGAGCGGCAGGAAAAACCUACAUGAUCUUCUUUGUGCUGGUGAUCUUUGUGGGAUCCUUCUACCUGGUGAAUCUGAUUCUGGCUGUGGUGGCCAUGGCCUACGAGGAGCAGAACCAGGCGACCCUGGAGGAGGCAGAGCAGAAGGAGGCAGAAUUCAAGGCCAUGUUGGAACAAUUGAAAAAGCAGCAGGAAGAAGCACAGGCUGCUGCCAUGGUCACCUCGGCAGGGACGGUGUCUGAAGAUGCUGUGGAGGAUGAUGGUGGGGGGAGGAUGUCUCGGAGCUCCUCGGAGAUUUCCAAACUCAGCUCCAAGAGUGCCAAGGAGCGCCGGAACAGGAGGAAGAAGAGGAAGGACAAGGAGCUGUCGGAAGGAGAUGAGAAGUGUGACAAUGAGAAGGUGUUCAAGUCAGAAUCUGAGGAUGGCAUGAGGAGGAAAGCGUUCAGGCUGCCGGAUAACAGGCUGGGAAGGAAAUUUUCCAUCAUGAACCAGUCUCUCCUCAGCAUCCCGGGCUCCCCUUUCCUCUCGCGCCACAACAGCAAGAGCAGCAUCUUCAGCUACAAGGGGCGCUUCCGCGACCCGGGCUCGGAGAACGAGUUCGCCGACGACGAGCACAGCACGGUGGAGGAGAGCGAGGGCAGGAGGGACUCGCUCUUCAUCCCCAUCCGCGGCCGCGACCGGCGCAGCAGCUACAGCGGCUACAGCGGCUACAGCCAGGGCAGCCGCUCCUCGCGCAUCUUCCCCACGCUGCGCCGCAGCAUCAAGAGGAACAGCACCGUGGACUGCAACGGCGUCGUGUCCCUCAUCGGAGGGCCGCCGUCCAGCAUGCCUGGUGGCCGCAUCCUGCCCGAGGGUACCACUGAAAUUGAAAUCAGGAAGAAGCCUGGUGGGUCUCUCUUGGUCUCAAUGGAUCAGGUGAACGCGUCCUAUGGAAGGAAGGAUCGGACCAACAGUGUCAUGACUGGGUUGACCAACACCCUUGUUGAGGAGCUGGAAGAGUCCCAGAGGAAGUGUCCCCCUUGCUGGUACAAAUUUGCCAAUACCUUCCUGAUCUGGGAGUGCCACCCAUACUGGAUGAAGCUGAAGGAGAUCGUGAACUUAAUUGUCAUGGAUCCUUUUGUUGACUUGGCCAUCACCAUCUGCAUCGUGCUGAACACGCUGUUCAUGGCCAUGGAGCACCACCCCAUGACCCCCGAGUUCGAGCACGUGCUCUCUGUAGGAAAUCUGGUUUUCACUGGGAUUUUCACAGCAGAAAUGUUCCUGAAGCUCAUUGCAAUGGAUCCAUACUAUUAUUUUCAAGAAGGCUGGAACAUCUUUGAUGGGUUUAUUGUCUCCCUGAGCUUAAUGGAGCUGAGUCUGGCAGAUGUGGAGGGACUUUCCGUGCUGCGAUCUUUCCGACUGCUGAGAGUCUUCAAACUGGCCAAAUCCUGGCCCACUCUGAACAUGCUGAUAAAAAUCAUUGGUAACUCAGUGGGUGCCUUGGGGAAUUUGACCUUGGUGCUGGCCAUCAUCGUGUUCAUCUUCGCCGUGGUGGGAAUGCAGCUCUUCGGCAAAAGCUACAAGGAGUGUGUCUGCAAGAUCAAUCCGGAGUGUGAGCUACCCCGCUGGCACAUGCACGAUUUCUUCCACUCCUUCCUUAUUGUCUUCCGUGUGUUGUGUGGGGAGUGGAUUGAGACCAUGUGGGAUUGUAUGGAAGUGGCAGGACAGGCCAUGUGCUUGAUUGUCUUCAUGAUGGUCAUGGUCAUCGGCAACUUAGUGGUGCUGAACCUGUUCUUGGCCUUGCUGCUGAGCUCCUUCAGCGCAGACAACCUGGCGGCCACGGACGACGACGGCGAGAUGAACAACCUGCAGAUCUCGGUGAUCCGCAUCAAGAAGGGCAUUGCCUGGACCAAGGCCAAGGUCAGGGAGUUCAUGCAGGCCCACUUCAAGCAGAGAGAGGCGGACGAGGUGAAGCCCUUGGACGAGCUGUACGACAAGAAGGUGAACUGCAUCGCCAACCACACCGGGGCCGACAUCAACCGCGACAUCGAUUUCCUCAAGAACGGCAACGGCACCACCAGCGGCAUCGGGAGCAGCGUGGAGAAGUACAUCAUCGACGAGGACCACAUGUCCUUCAUCAACAACCCCAACCUGACCGUGCGCGUCCCCAUCGCCGUCGGCGAGUCCGACUUCGAGAACCUCAACACGGAGGACUUCAGCAGCGACACGGAUCCCGACGGCAGCAAGGAGAAACUCGACGAGACCAGCUCCUCUGAGGGCAGCACCAUCGAUAUCAAGCCUGAAGUGGAAGAAGUGCCCGUGGAGGCACCAGAGGAGUACCUGGACCCCGAUGCCUGUUUCACAGAAGGUUGCAUGCAGCGCUGCAAGUGUUGCCAGGUCAAUAUUGAGGAGGGGCUGGGAAAGUCGUGGUGGACCUUGAGGAAAACGUGUUUCCUAAUUGUGGAGCACAACUGGUUUGAGACUUUCAUCAUCUUCAUGAUCCUCCUGAGCAGUGGGGCCCUGGCGUUUGAGGACAUCUACAUCGAGCAGAGGAAAACCAUCAGGACCAUCCUGGAGUACGCCGACAAGGUCUUCACUUACAUUUUCAUCCUGGAGAUGCUGCUCAAGUGGUGUGCCUAUGGCUUUGUCAAGUUCUUCACCAACGCCUGGUGCUGGCUGGAUUUCCUCAUCGUGGCUGUCUCUUUAGUCAGCCUUAUAGCUAAUGCCCUGGGCUACUCGGAACUAGGUGCCAUAAAAUCCCUUAGGACCCUAAGAGCCUUGAGGCCUUUAAGAGCGUUGUCCCGAUUUGAGGGGAUGAGGGUGGUUGUCAAUGCCUUGGUUGGCGCUAUCCCUUCCAUUAUGAAUGUCUUGUUGGUCUGCCUUAUCUUCUGGCUGAUUUUCAGCAUUAUGGGGGUUAACCUGUUUGCCGGGAAAUAUCAUUACUGCUUUAAUGAAACAGCUGAGCAUCGCUUUGACAUAGAGGUUGUUAACAACAAGACAGACUGCGAGGCUCUGAUGCCACCCAACUCCACGGAGAUCCGAUGGAAGAACGUGAAAAUUAACUUUGACAACGUUGGGGCAGGAUAUCUGGCUCUGCUGCAAGUUGCUACAUUCAAGGGCUGGAUGGACAUCAUGUAUGCAGCUGUAGAUUCCAGAAAGCAAGAAGAGCAGCCCAAGUACGAGGACAACAUUUACAUGUACAUUUAUUUUGUUAUCUUCAUCAUCUUCGGUUCCUUUUUCACCCUGAACCUCUUCAUUGGUGUCAUCAUCGACAACUUCAAUCAACAAAAGAAAAAGUUUGGAGGUCAAGAUAUUUUCAUGACAGAAGAACAAAAGAAGUACUACAAUGCCAUGAAAAAACUGGGCUCAAAGAAGCCUCAAAAACCCAUUCCCCGACCUCUGAACCGCAUCCAAGGAGCCGUCUUCGACUUUGUCACCCAGCAAGCCUUCGACAUCGUCAUCAUGAUGCUCAUCUGCCUCAACAUGGUGACCAUGAUGGUGGAGACAGACACGCAGAGCAAGCAGAUGGAGGACAUCCUUUACUGGAUCAACUUUGUGUUUGUCAUCUUUUUCACCUGUGAGUGUGUGCUGAAGAUGUUCGCCUUGAGGCACUACUACUUCACCAUCGGGUGGAACAUCUUUGACUUCGUGGUUGUGAUUCUGUCCAUCGUGGGGAUGUUCCUGGCUGAAAUCAUCGAGAAGUACUUCGUGUCACCCACCCUGUUCCGAGUGAUCCGCCUGGCUCGCAUCGGCCGCAUCCUGCGCCUGAUCAAGGGAGCCAAAGGGAUCCGCACGCUGCUUUUUGCCUUAAUGAUGUCCCUGCCUGCCUUGUUCAACAUCGGCCUCCUGCUCUUCCUGGUCAUGUUCAUCUUCUCCAUCUUCGGCAUGUCCAACUUCGCCUACGUCAAGCACGAGGCCGGCAUAGACGACAUGUUCAACUUUGAGACCUUUGGCAACAGCAUGAUCUGCUUGUUCCAGAUCACCACCUCGGCCGGCUGGGACGGGCUCCUGCUGCCCAUCCUGAACCGGCCGCCAGACUGCGACCUGGACAAGGAGCACCCGGGCAGCGGCUUCAAGGGGGACUGCGGGAACCCCUCGGUGGGGAUAUUCUUCUUCGUGAGCUACAUCAUCAUCUCCUUCCUCAUCGUGGUCAACAUGUACAUCGCCAUCAUCCUGGAGAACUUCAGCGUGGCGACGGAGGAGAGCGCGGAUCCGCUCAGCGAGGACGACUUCGAGACGUUCUACGAGAUCUGGGAGAAGUUCGACCCCGACGCCACGCAGUUCAUCGAGUACAGCAAGCUGGCGGACUUCGCCGACGCCCUGGAGCAUCCCCUGCGCGUCCCGAAACCCAACACCAUCGAACUCAUCGCCAUGGACCUGCCUAUGGUAAGUGGGGACAGGAUCCACUGUUUGGACAUCCUGUUUGCCUUCACCAAACGUGUCCUGGGGGACAGCGGGGAGCUGGAUAUCCUGAGACAGCAGAUGGAGGAGAGGUUUGUGGCUUCCAACCCUUCCAAAGUGUCUUACGAGCCCAUCACCACCACGCUGCGGCGCAAGCAGGAGGAGGUGUCGGCGGUGGUGAUCCAGAGGGCUUACAGGGCUCGUUUGGCACGACGGGGCUUCAUCGGCCGAAGGCCUGCCAGCACCAAACUGGAGAACGGGGGAGCAAACAGGGAGAAAAAGGAGGGCACCCCAUCCACGGCGUCCCUGCCGUCCUACGACAGCGUCACCAAACCCGAGAAGGAGAAACAGCAGCGGGCGGAGGAGGGCAGGAGGGAAAAGGCAAAGAGACAAAAAGACGCCAGGGUGGCCAAGUGUUGAGACACACACACAAACACACACACACACAGAGAGAAAAAUAAAUUAACACACACAGGAAAAAAAAAAAAAAAAAAAGUAGAAUUGUACGAAUUAAAAUAUUUGCAAGUGGAAAAAAAAAACAAAAAGAAAAGGAAAAAAAAAAAAAAAAAAGAUUGUUUACAAACUUCCUGAAAUAUAUCAAUACAGAACAGCUGUGGAGACACUUACCUGAAGAUCUUAUACCAAACAUAGUCUGCUUACUGUGUGACAGCGUUGCAUCUAAAGCAGUGACCUACCACCUGUUUAAAGGACCCUGUAAACAAACAUUUAAACACACACAAAAAAAAAAAAAAGGAAAAAAAAAAGGAUUUUCUAUUGUUUGGGCAGGUGGAUACUGCAUGUUCCACAUCAGUCAAUGCAACUUAGGACAAACAAGCAAAAUAAACCACACACACACACACAAACACACACACAGAGAAACAAAACCCGCUGCUGGGAUUCAUGUAUUUUCCAAAGCAGCCCCAAGUGGAUUUUAUUUUCCCAUUUUGUUGAUUAUUCUCAGAAGAAAACCCAGAAGUCACAAUGUCAAUGGGUUUGUUCAUGCAAAACUAGGUUUGCAUUUAGUUAAGCAGCAAAAAAACAAAAAAAAAAAGGAAAAAAAUUGAAAAAAAAAAAAGAGUUCAAACAAGUAGAACCAAAAAAAAAAGGAAAAAAAAAAGAAACAAAGCACCCAUGAAGGCCACUGAGUUGCCAUCGUUUAUUUGAGAUUUAUGAUUUGCAUUCUACUUUCCACAUGGGCUUUUCUUGGUUUGGGAGAUGGGGUAGUCGGGUACCUUCAGCCUGGAGCCAGCUCGGGCUGACCCCCCCCAAAAAAAACCC